AUGGAUUGCAACCAGACCCAGCGGUGGCCGGCAGUCUUGAGCAUGUUCAGUUACAUUUUCCUCGGCUACGACUAUAGCGACGGCUGUUGGAGCGGGAUUUUGCGGCCAACCAGGCUUCUGGGCUCAUUGCUCUUUUCCUACCUCUCUCUCCGUGUACCUAUACAGAGGAAACGUGAGGAGCAUGGAACGCACAUGCACAGGUGGUCACUUGUCAAGUUUUAUUUUGUCGGGUUCUCGCGAACGGUACCGAAGACCAGGCGGAUACCCCCUUCUGCUUACACGGCCUAUUGCCCUUGUUCAAGUUCCGAUAUUGCCCUGCAGCACACUUUCAGAGAUGGCCGUUCCCUCGGCGCGUCUAUCCUGCCAGAGGCGAGGUACCAUGGCAAUUAUUGCAUGUACGGAUAUACGAUAGUAGUGCCCGGCCGCAUCAUCUUUCCAGUUUCCCCCUCCCCCCUCUCCGAGUGCACCCUCAAAGACCAUUCGGUAGACUGUGCCAAGGAAGGCUUAGUAGCUGCUUGGUCAAGGGCAUCUUUCUGCGUUCUGCGCAUCGCAUCGCAUCGCAUCGCAUCGCCGGCGGGCCUCACACCUUGGCUACACCCUAGGCUCACCGAUGAUGGCCAGCAGAGAGAGGGGGGGAAGCUUACCUUACCUUGGAUGCUUGGAGAAUCGAGAGGCAAGACUGACGAGAAGGGGGAGUGGGAGUGGGAGUGGGAGGACGUUGCCGCCAUUGCUGCCAUCAGCACCAAGCACCAAGCACCAAGCACCAAGCACAAACACCACCCACUCACCACCAUCCACUCCAUUCGACACCUCCACAAGGCCCGAAUCUUCAGCGGCAGCAAACAUCUUUCUUUCUGCCCUGCCAUCCGAGCUUCGAGAAGAAAGACGACAUUGUUUCCUGCCUUUCCGAGCCGCCCCCAUCUCUCUCUCUCGCGCGCACUCUCUCUGCCUGUCUCGACAUUAGCAACACAAACGCCAGUGUCUGCGCUUCGCGUCCAGUCCAACUACCAUCACCCCUUGUUUGGCUUUGCGUUGCACUGCACUGCCGUGAGGCAUUCCAAUCCAUUCUGUCUGUCUCGUUCUCCCUCUUUCUAUUCAUAUGUCUCUCCAUCAUCCGUCGCCUCCUUCCCGCCCUCCAUAUUUCCUUCUGUUCUCUUCCCGUUCCUUACCAUGUCUCCCGGCAUUUCGAGUCCAACCCCCCGGGGCUUUGAGAGACAAUCCCACCUGGUACCCGCCAGACAUGCCGCCGUGGAUCAGGAACGACAAUUCGCCACCCGGAUGACAUGCGACCAAGCUCCAUCGGCUACUAUGGCAGCCGCAGCUACUGCUGUAGUUGUCACAAGCGCUGAACACCGAUCCAUCUGCCCAGCGGCGCUCCCCGACGUGCAAUCGGUCGCCGCUUUCCUUGACAACGGUUCGCUUCGGUUUACUUCGCACUCAAGGGACCACGCCGUUCGGGGCCAAUGUACCCCGAAGCUCCAGGUACCUGAUCUUGCACUACAGCCACUACAGUCCACCUCCGCUUCCAUCAGCAGAUCCCGUACCCGAUACAACACCAUGUCAUCGUCCCGUCUCCCGCCAUCCUUUCACUCAAGGUUCACUGUCUUGCUUCUUAGAGGCUGGACCGCCCCGGACGACAGCUUGUGCGACUGGAACGGCGGCGACGCCUCCCCCAGGAAAUAG
This is a messenger RNA of Colletotrichum lupini, 1683 nucleotides long. RefSeq lists its product as uncharacterized. The transcript has 9 exons. NCBI's taxonomy places the organism in Eukaryota, Fungi, Ascomycota, Sordariomycetes, Glomerellales, Glomerellaceae. The record is from RefSeq and is a predicted model, not a curated record. The coding region runs from base 1 to 1683 and encodes 560 amino acids.